CAUAUUUGACUGUAGUCACAGCGAAGAUGGUGUCCUCUGUUGACAAUACAUCAUUAUAUAGAGAAAGUCUUGUUCUACUUAUCUACAGAUAUAUCGUUUGUGGUUUAAAACUUUAUAAAUGCCUUUGAGAAAAAAAAGAAGAUUAGAAUUUCAUAGAUUAUUGUUUUUAUUUUAGAUCCAAUAUGGUUAAUUGCUAGUGUUGAAGAAGGUGGAUUAAUGGGUAUAACUCAACAACUUGAACAAUGUCAUUCACUUGGUAUGAAUGUUAAUUAUCCACAACAGAUGAGCAAUCAAGUAGGUGGUGUGCCAUCAUCAAAUAAUUUAUUUUAUCAAACAUCUUCUACAAAUCCAUUUCAAAAUACGAGAUGGCCUACGUCAGAUGCUAGUAAUGCAGCUGGCUGGACGAAUUAUCCAAUUGUACCUGUUACAGAAUAUUCUCGAACGAGCAAUAUUAAUCAUCAACCAUCGGAUCCGUCAUCAUCAUCAAAUGGAAUGGUUGAUGAUAAUUCUUUAGACACAUAUUAA
Messenger RNA from Rotaria sordida, 525 nucleotides. NCBI's taxonomy places the organism in Eukaryota, Metazoa, Rotifera, Eurotatoria, Philodinida, Philodinidae. The record is from the annotation of a GenBank genome assembly.